Molecule: messenger RNA, 6089 nt
Organism: Lycium ferocissimum
Lineage: Eukaryota; Viridiplantae; Streptophyta; Magnoliopsida; Solanales; Solanaceae
Exons: 2
Coding region: 2222-3880 (552 amino acids)
Source: RefSeq, a predicted model, not a curated record
UUUCCACCACCCUUUCCCAUACUUUCAUAGUGUGACUUAGCAGCUUGAUACCUCUAUAGUUGCUGCAGCUUUGAAUGUCGCCCUUGUUCUUGUACAAGGGAAUCAUUGUACUCCACCUCCAUUCUUCCGGCAUCUUCGCUGUCUUGAAAAUGACAUUAAACAACCCAGUCAGCCACUCCAAGCCUACCCUGCCUGCACUCUUCCAAAAUUCCCCAGGAAUCUCGUCAGGUCCGGUCGCUCUUCCCCUGUGCAUUUAGACAAGAUACUGAAUUUUCUGUUUUUUAACUUCAUGCAUUUUGCUUGAGAAAUGCUAGAAGGUUGCAUCUUCACAACUUCAUUUAUAUAAUUCUGCUACCUGAAACCAAGAAUACCUCUCCCUUGGUUCCAGAUGAUAGCUGUUAUUGUGUUAGUGCACUACAAAAGCAGGGGAGCAAUGAGGUUAGAUAGAGAACUAACUUGAUGGAGCAGGACAAUACUCUAUAUAGGUGAUGAUGAGAGUGUAAUGAAGCUGCCUACAUGGCAAUCUUUAAAGAGAAUGUAGAGAAACAUGAGAACAAAAUGAAAAAUGAGAGAGAAGGUGUUGUUGAAUCUUCGAUAAGAUGGCAUUGCUUCCUUGUGGCCACAAGUGGUUUGAAUGUCCUUUUAGAGGUAAAUGAUGUAGAGGAGUCAUGGCAGGUUUUAUGUAAAUUGUUGAUCUGGUGAUAAAUGUGGAGGAGGCAGGUUUAAGGAGUACUAUGCUGAAUUGCCAAUAAGUUCGUAUCUACCUUUAACUGCAAGUAACUACUAAUUUUCAAGGCAUUUCCCUUCAAGUGUUUUUUGUAUGACUUCAUUUCUUAAGAGAUCUGAUAGUAUUUUCAUUACCCAAUUUUGAGUGAUGGAAUACAUAAAGCCUGUAGUCUUAUUUUCUCUGAACUCAUUUCUUAUACGAUUAACGAAUUGAAUUCUGUACUGGGUUAGAGUUGGUGUAUAAUGGACUGUUUAUUCUCCCUCUACAGUUUGUCUUGUAGUGAUGAAUUUGUGAAGAGUUUUGAUCAUAAUAAUUUUGGCAAACGAGAUUUAUAUCUUGAAUUCUGUUAUCAUCUCGUCUAAAAGCUUAACUUAUUAGAGAGAGCUCAUUGUUUACUAAUUAUAUCUUCAACCAGUCUCGGUAGAAUUUUUUUUUGAUAAUUGGUGGCAGUGGGAGUUGAACCCAGGAUCUCUGGCUGUUCUAAAUUGUGUGAUUAUAUCAUGUAUACUUUUAACAUUGGGCCAAUCUUUUUCCUUAAGAUUAUUUUUGCUAUAGUUCCUGAUCAUAUUCCUUUACUACCAUCUAUGUUGUGAAAUCAACAUCUUGCACAAUGUUGUUCCUUUUUGGAAUUAAGCUGAUGUGAAAGAAUAUGCAAAAUUUAAUUAGGACCAGUCCAGUGUUUGAUAACGAAAGAUUACAUGUUUUUCAGGUUUGUGUUGGGGCUUCAUUGUCAAAAAAGGUUGUAUUGGAGCUUUCCAUCUAUUCAUUAAACUUACUAGGAUGUACAUAAUUUAUUUUAUUUGUUUACGUUUCUCUCUUAUUCAGGAUUGUAUUUGUUUUAUUUUGCUUUUCCAUUCCCUUUACAAAACACAUUUUUAUUUUAAAGAUUUAACUUAUAUACAUUGAUGGUUGUAAAUAAUUUUUAUGCUAUUAGUAUAUGGUAACAUGUCUGCUUUUUCAAGUUACAGUCACAAUGAUCUAUAGUUAUCUUUCUGGUGAUCUAUCAGUGUGAAAAUUCUUUUACUAUCAGUGUGUAGAAGUUAAAACUCUUAUUUUAAUACCAUGACGACUUAACUCCUUUUUGUUUGCGGGUCCACUAGAAGGUUUUCUCAUUCUUCAUUAAACUCAAGAUAAAAGCAGCUGAAACUUAGAAGUUUGAAAAUAUUGAGAGUUUAUUCCUGAAUAACAACUGUACAGGCAAGCUUAUUUCAACACAAACAAUGGGAAAGGCAAAAGCAGGCCAGCUGCCAUGAACAGAAUUACAACAUUUUGCAAGUUCAAUCUCUGCAGAUUCAAUGGCGAUAGAUUCACCCCCAUUUUCGGGACCAGUGUCACCAUGAUGGUAUCUUCAUCUUCAAGGCCAAUUUCCUCGAUAUCCAACUUAAAGUCUGGUGGUUCUUUUAUGGACCUCCAUGAAGGUGUGGCAAGUUAGUAUAGCUUCCUGCAAACUCAGCCUUACCUAGCUCAUGCCAAUUGAAGCCAUCAGAGUUUACCAUGGCAUUUCCCAAUUUCUCGACUGCUGGCGUGGUUCUGGAAGGCGUGGGUUUCUUUUCGAACAAUCAUAAGGCUUCUUUCUACGGCAUAGGGAUGAUGAGAACAAAUUGCAGAUCUGAAGAUAUCAAUAUACUGGUUCAACAUCAAGGGUCUCCUAUUAACCAUGUCAUGGAUGGUCCUUUUCCAAUCGACUUCCCUGUUGAAAAUUCUGAAAAUUAUAAUGGUACUGGUACUAUCUAUUAUGGUCUCCAGGUGACUUCCUCUUCUCAUGAGGUUUGUGCUCUUGAAACUCCUAUUCUCGGUAACGUUAUUGCGGACAACAGGGAUGAAGGCGCUAUGAAAUUAGUUGUGGCAGAUGGGCUAAAUGGAAAUGGAGUUAUUCUGAAUGAGAUUGAAUGUUCUGUGCCGACUUCACCAUUUGCUGCAAAUAGCAAAAUUAAUCUUCCAAAUCCUAAGCAUAAACUGCUUGAUGAAAUGUCAACUAGUGAAGUAAUGGGGCCUUUUGACAAACUAUCUCCUAUCUCUAAAAAUCUAGUAGAAGCUGAACAAUUGGAGAAUAGGGUAAUGGCAUAUUCUGAACCAAAAUCAAAGGUUUUCAGUACACCCGAAGUUUUGCUAGAGGGAAAGAUAUUGGAAGAAACCGAGCCUUGGAAGGGGGAAGAGUGCCCUGCUCCUGAGAUGCUUAUGGAGCCAAUAGUGAGUCCACCUAGCUGUGCAUACUGUCUCAAAGUCAACGAGGCUGACCUUUCAUCAUGGAUGAUUGUAAUUCCGCAAGAACAAAAAUCUCAGGCAACCAGUAGUGAUACCGGAAUAGCAGCUGAUUCAAUCACCAUAGCCAACGAGGAAAUCGAUUUGAAUAUCAUUGAGGGGAAUGAUGAGAUGGUGAUACAACAACAUAUUCCAACUAUUGAAACUAGGGCUAAGGACAUGGAUACCAGAAAGCAUGCAGAGGUGGAACCUCUUGUGAUGAUAGUUGAUGCACAGGGUGCUCUUAUAGGCAAAGACAAAGCAGUGGGUAUUGAGAAAGAGUCUGCUAACAUAGAGAUUGAGAUGAACACUGAACGAUAUGAGCCUAUUGACAGAGGAAAAGAGUGCAUGACCGAGGGGCCAGAACAUGUACCUGGGAAACCAAAUGUAUUUGAAAAGGCUUCUAGUGUUCCUGAUUCAACCAAUUGCGUCUCUGAGACUACUAUACUUUCUUCUGGCAAGCAUAAACUGGUGAACAGGGAACUAGUGUCGUUGCUGCAGACAAAGCCGGGUGAUGGUGAUGGAGAGGCACUUCCCCUGUUAACGCCAGGUGACCAAUUUCCUCCUAAAACCUUUCCAGAAAGUACAUUCUCUAUGGCUUUGAAUAUCUCGUUCACAAGUGAUAAGGUGACUGAUAUCGAGAAUGAAACUGAAUUAAAGAACUAUGCGAAUGGCAGUAGUAUGAAGAUAAUGAAGAGUGUAACUGCAUUUCCUGAUGAAACAAAUGAUGCAAGGGAUAAAAAUUACUCUGUUGAAUUUGAAGAACAAGAUUGUGAGGAAGAGUUUGUAUUAAUUAGUAAGCAACCAUCGUUAAGAGAGAUUCAACUUAUAGUUUGGGGAUGCAGAAGAAUAAGUGAAGUGACUAUGAUAAAUUAUCCUAUAAUACACAUGAGAUAUCAGAAGCCGAAUUGAUGGAAGGUGGGCUUGUUAUGCUGCUGCUAGGAGAGGUUGAAUCGAGCAAGACUUUUCAGGUAUUUGUUAGAAUAAGGAGUUUGAGGUUUGAACCAGAUAAGAUAACAUUGACAAGUAUUGAAAGGGCUUGUUCCUUUUUGAAUGUAAUGAGAAGAAAGUCUGGUAGCACAUCAGUACAUAUAUGGGAUCCUGGAAGCACUCCAAAUAUUCAUGAUGCUACAGCUCAUUCAAAUCACACAGAAAAACUGAUACACUUGGUGCUUGGCAUAAGUUCAAUUGGUUCUGUUUUAGUUGCAAACGGAACAAUGAAAAAGGUACUUUCAAGGCACAAGAAAACUAAUAUUGAGAAAUAUGAUCUGAAAGGACGGUAUCAUUCAUUCUCUGUUUACGGGGAGCUUGUGGCAGGCUCAAACUACACAGAUUAUUAGUCAAGGAGUUCGGAAAUACGAUUUGGGCAGAAGAAGGGUAUUGCGGAUAAGUUGACUGUCAAGUUUGAAUCUGAAAGUUGGGAAGUCACCGUUGGUGGUGAUGAAUAUUCACUGUUUGUCAACUUGAAAAGAUCAUCUAAGCAAUUAUUGAAGCAAGUUUUCAUUGGAAGUUGAAGAUUUUGCAGUGGGUACAAAUUACAUUGGAUUGACACUAUAUGCUCUGGUGAAUGCACUUCCAGUCCAUUCAUGUGAGGGACCAUUUUUUAAUUAUAGGUGGCUCUGUGUUAAGGAGGAAGGGUCACUUAAAGAUCAUUCUACGAACAUGUCUGUCUUGGUUGCAUUUGGAAUUACAAUUGCCUAUGUUGAUUAUUUACGUGCAUUAUUUUAUGGUGUAAUUACCAUGUUCCGGUCUUCACCAUCUUUUGAGAGAAACACCAUGAAUUGUUCUGUAACAGGACAGUGUAGGAGUGCUCUAAAAGUUCCAGGUAAUCUAAGGAGUGUUCUUAUACUUGUGUUAUCAGUUCUCGGAACAGCUUAUAUUGGUUUCACAGAGUUGAUGUAUUCUUCCAAGGGUCAUACGGAGAAGGCUUUAAUGGGAGGUGGUGUUUCUGGUUCCUUGUUCCUGAUAGCAUCGGUGCAAGGGCCAGCAGCUGAGGAGAGCAUUUCACUUGAAAGGAGCAAGGCAUUUCAGAAAGGGGAACAGGAAGGUACUAAGCUGCUUGAACUUCUUGGAGUGCAAGUGCUAAAAGUAAAUGGAGAAAGUAAAGUACUCUUUGCAAGAUCGACUUGAGAAGGACAUCUUGAUGAUUGUAUUACUGUUGACAGUGAUUCAAUUCCUUUCGGAGCCAGAAGAAUUAUCAAAGGGAACUUGCUCGAUAUGCUGAUUAAUCCUAAGGAGUAUAAUGAUUCUAUUGCAAGAACUCUUGGAAUCAGUGGGUUUAUUCUAAUUUCCAGUAGAUUUGAACCUUUUGAUUUCAUUCAGUUACAUUCCAUGACGUACAGGGCAGUGUUUGAUCCAGGAAGAUCUAUCCAUGAUGUUGCACCAAUGCUUUGUGUUGACGAUGACAUAUUUUUUGGAAGCGUCGUGACUAAUAAAAGUUGUUGGCUUUACUUCUCUGCUCCACCUAACUUCUUGUACAGUGGUGAGCACAGUCCGAUGCUCACUGUACUUCAAAAUGAAGGUUUAGGUGCUAAUCAUUCAAAAGAGAAGGUUAUUGGAGUAUUAGUCUCUCAUGUUGGCUUUAUGAUUAGUCAUACAGUGGCUUCUACUACGAAGAUGAUGGUUAUCAUGGUCUCAAAGUAUUCACACGAGUUUUUGCCACUUUCAUUUCAUUUAAAAAUAAUUGGCAUCCUAGAUCACUUUGAGGUGUUUAGUGAUGAAAACUUUCACAAGGUGUAUGAAGUAUUUCCUGUUCAAUUAAGUUCAAGGCCCUUGGGAUCUUCUGCUGCAAAUGAAGUAUUGAUGAGGAAACAUAAUCAUUCUACGCCUACAGUGAAGAAGAUGAAUAUUGAUUCAAGGACACGAAUUUUUAUUUCAUUUGGUCCCGGUGGCAUUAACACCCUUGAUGGGACAAGUUUGAUUUUAAGGAGGGAGACCUGAUACAAAUUGCAAGUUCUGUCCUUUAGAGUUUAGUUUUAAUUUUCUAUUUUAUUUGGUUGGCAUCCUAAUUUAGUUUAGUAAAGGGUAAUAUUGUCAUUUCUUGGGUUCUUGCUUUGUAGUGUAUAAAUGUCUUGUUUUGUACUCAUUGAAGAUCAUCAAUGAAAAACUAUCUUUUAGCUCU